Messenger RNA from Gorilla gorilla gorilla (western lowland gorilla), 2946 nucleotides. RefSeq names its product zinc finger CCHC-type containing 18 (gene ZCCHC18). Lineage: Eukaryota; Metazoa; Chordata; Mammalia; Primates; Hominidae. Gene Ontology annotation, cellular component: nucleus. The record is from RefSeq and is a predicted model, not a curated record. The transcript has 3 exons. Bases 1211 to 2422 code for a protein of 403 amino acids.
CGCUCUUUUGUCUCAGUCGCCAGAGACUGAAAGCAACCGCGGCUGCCCGGAGGGCCGAACUGGAGGGUGGGCGCAGCCUUGGCUGCCUUGGGAACCGUGCUGCCUCGACUCGGCUACCCCUCGCUGGGCGGUCGUGCGCACUCGCUAGGUCGGGCAGCCCCGGGUUGCUUAGCGGCCGAGGAGGCGCCAGAGAUCCCGUUCCCCCGCAGAGCUACGGGGACUGGAAGGCGAAACAGAGCUGUGGACGCGGGAGCACAUGCUGCCCACCAGUGGAGCACAGGUAAAGAAAGAGCGCGCGAUUGCCCGGCGCUGAGAGGGGUGGGGGAAGCCCCGCCAGGACUGGGCGGCGCCCGGCUUGGAGAAUCAGUAACUGCGAGGCAGGGGAUGGAGCACUCCCUUGGCCUGGUUGCGCUGAGGAAGGAGUUGUGGUUCAUCUGGAUGCUGCCGACUGGAUAGGAUUUAGGAUUUGCCUGGAUUAAGGUCAUCAAAGCCGAAUCCGAACUUGAAUUCUGUGCGGCGGAUUGCAGAGCUGUCUUGAGGCCCUGAGGACUGGGAUCUGCGACACCCAGUGGACAAAAGUCGGCCGUACCCCAGAGGCUAAUUUUCUCACGGCAGGCACCUGUUGCAGAGGCUGCAAGUAAAAUAAAGGCGAACGCUAGUUUCCGAGCUCAUGUAAGAAUCUGAGAAAUAACGGGGGAAACGUUGACAAGGGGGUGUGAUUGAGACCUGAGGCCAUGAGGUUAAUGGUUUCUUAUUACCAUAAAUCUGUGACACACAACCAUUGAGUUCCGUUUUGAGGGCCCAGUAUCAGCUCCCAACACUAUGUCAUCUAGAAUUAGAAGCAACAGUUGUCGCCCCUCCUGGAGUACAGGCAGGAGGGGAUGGAUGUGGCUCUGAAAAACUACCUACUAGCCCAGGGACACCUGCUAGCUCUGGAAUGUUGUAAUUGCCAGUCUCCUGCAGGGUACUGUUAAGGCACUGGGCAGAUAUAAAAUGCACUGCAAGGCUAUUCAGGAAGAUAGAGAAUGCUACUGCAGACUGCUUCCCCACAGCCCACUAUCUUAUUAACCACUUUUACUUUCCUUAGAAUCCCUACUGAAAUACAAGGCAGGCACAGCCCAGGAACGUUGCUUUGGAGAAUCCUGCAGAUAAGGCUUUUCGAAAAAGCGCGAGCAUCUUGUUGUAUUCAGAUACCCUAUCGUCGUCGGUCAUGGCUAGCAUCACUGCGCGUGUGGGUAACAGCAGGCAGCAGAAUGCACCUUUGCCGCCUUGGGCCCAUUCCAUGUUGAGGUCUCUGGGGAGGAGUCUCUGUCCUUUAGUGGUCAAAAUGGCAGAGAGAAACAUGAAGUUGUUCUCAGGAAGAGUGGUGCCAGCCCAGGGGAAAGAAACCUUUGAAAACUGGCUGAUCCAAGUCAAUGGGGUCCUGCCAGAUUGGAGUAUGUCUGAGGAGGAAAAACUCAAGCGCUUGAUGAAAACACUUAGGGGCCCUGCCCGGGAGGUCAUGCGUUUGCUUCAGGCGGCCAACCCCAACCUAAGUGUAGCAGAUUUCUUGCGGGCAAUGAAAUUGGUGUUUGGGGAGUCUGAAAGCAGUGUGACUGCCCAUGGUAAAUUUUUUAACACCCUGCAGGCACAAGGGGAGAAAGCCUCCCUUUAUGUGAUCCGUUUAGAGGUGCAGCUCCAGAAUGCUAUUCAGGCAGGCAUCCUAGCUGAGAAAGAUGCAAACCAGACUCGCUUGCAACAGCUUCUUUUAGGCGCUGAGCUGAAUAGGGACCUGCGCUUCAGGCUUAAGCAUCUUCUCAGGAUGUAUGCAAAUAAGCAGGAGCGGCUUCCCAAUUUCCUGGAGUUAAUCAAGAUGAUAAGGGAGGAAGAGGAUUGGGAUGAUGCUUUUAUUAAACGGAAGCGGCCGAAAAGGUCUGAGCCAAUAAUGGAGAGGGCAGCCAGCCCUGUGGCAUUUCAGGGCGCCCAGCCAAUAGCAAUCAGCAGUGCUGACUGUAACUGCAACGUGAUAGAAAUAGAUGAUACCCUUGAUGACUCUGAUGAGGAUGUGAUCCUGGUGGUGUCUCUGUACCCUUCACUGACACCUACAGGUGCCCCUCCCUUCAGAGGAAGAGCCAGACCUCUGGAUCAAGUGCUGGUUAUUGAUUCCCCCAACAAUUCUGGGGCUCAGUCUCUUUCUACCAGUGGUGGUUCUGGGUAUAAGAAUGAUGGUCCUGGGAAUAUUCGUAGAGCCAGGAAGCGAAAAUACACAACCCGCUGUUCAUAUUGUGGGGAGGAGGGCCACUCAAAAGAAACCUGUGACAAUGAGAGCAACAAGGCCCAGGUUUUUGAGAAUCUGAUCAUCACCCUGCAGGAGCUGACACAUACAGAGGAGAGGUCAAAAGAGGUCCCUGGAGAACACAGUGAUGCUUCUGAGCCACAGUAAGGAUCUAGUCCAGCCCUAAAUGAGUCCUUGACUGUAUUCAGAGUCUGGUAAUGGGAAUAACAGGAGAGGGGGGUGGGUUUCUAACUGCAUGAAUUAAUCCACAAAGCAGUUUUCCUUUGGGAAGGAGAAGAGGUCUUGCAUACCAGCACAGUGGAUGGGGAAUGGUGUGACCUCUGUCCCUGCUCUCUUCUCUGCUGGCUUAAGGGUCUAUUCUCCAUGUGUCUAUUUCUUUGAUGACUUUAUACUUUUUAUGAAAGGAGCAUCUUUUCAUUAAACCUUCAAAAAUAAAGGAAGAUACAAAAACUAAAGUACAAAUUACCUGAAACUCAGCACCCUUUUGUAACCAUUGUCAGCCCUUUGGUGAAUGUCCUUCCAGAUAUCUCCCUGUACCUGUGUACCCAGAUAGAUAUAUGUAUAGAUAAGAGUGACCAAAUGUAAGUGCUGUUCUAUACUGUGUAUUUUUCACCAAAUAAUGUAUCUCGUGGACUUCUAUGUCGAUGAAUAUAUAUAAAUAUCUAACUUCA